UUGUGUGUGUAUUUGGAUGAAUAAGCCUGACCGUGAUUUUGUCUGAGUUUUUGGAGUAGAUCUGAUUGUUCCGAGUUUUGCGUGGAUGAUUGUUGAUUUUUCAUCGGCUUUGACUCUACGCUACUUUAGCUUGUCUCGGAUUGGAUUCUCUAAUUACCGUCUUCCUCUUAACUUUUCCUGUUUUAUCGGUUUGUUCGUUGUUUAAUCCCCUGCUGUUAAGGUCAACGGCGUCGGUUUUGUUGUUUGGAUUUUGGACAUUUGUGUAAAACUCUCAUUCUGUGAUUCUAGUUUGGUAUCCGAUUGAGUUGAAGGAUUGGGAUGGAUCUCGUUGAUUUUGUUCUUCAGAUAGUUAAGUUUUGAUUUAGUAUUGGUCGAUUGAAUUCAAAUAGGGGAAUUCCAAUCGAUUUAUCAACAUACCGGUAAUUAAUGUUGUAGUCUUAGAGUUUGUUGUUGUUUAGGAUACUAUUCCCUCCAUCCAUGGAUUGGAUUGUCUGUUGCCUGCUCUGAAUCUUGAUCUGACAAGGACAAAUCUUAUAGCUGCCUCCUGAAAUUGAGAUGGUUUUCUUGCUACACAUUGUGCUCCAUUGCUGAUUGAUAUGUUUCGUUUAAAGAAGCAUUCUCAAAGUCAUAAUCGCCAGGAUAUUGAUUCUACACAAGAAGACGGAAAGAUCAAUGAACUUAGAGCUGCUCUUGGGCCUCUGUCUAGUCGAAAUUUAAAGUAUUGCACCGAUGCAUGUCUGAGGAGAUACUUGAUAGCUCGAAACUGGAAUGUUGAAAAGUCAAGGAAAAUGCUCGAAGAGACGCUCAAAUGGAGGGCAGCUUUCAAGCCCGAAGAAAUCCGUUGGCACGAAGUAGCAUUUGAAGGCGAGACUGGGAAAGUGUCGAGAGCAAAUUUUUACGAUCGACAUGGAAGAUCUGUGCUCAUAAUGAGACCAGGAAUGCAGAACACAACUCCAUCAGAAGCUAGUGUGCGGCAUCUGGUCUAUCUUUUAGAGAAUGCGAUUAUGAACCUUGGUGAGGGUCAGGAACAAAUGUGUUGGUUGAUAGAUUUCAGCGGAUUUACGAUGAAAACUAAUAUCUCUGUCAAAAUAGCCGGAGAUAUUAUCAAUGUGUUGCAGAACCAUUACCCCGAGAGACUUGCCUUUGCAUUCCUCUACAAUCCACCCAAAUUCUUCCAAGCCUUCUGGAAGGCUAUAAAGUACUUCUUAGAUCCAAAGACAUUUCAAAAAGUAAAGUUUGUAAAUCCGAAAGACAAAGGAAGCGUGGAGCUGAUGAAAUCACACUUUGACAUGGAAAAUCUUCCCAGUGUGUUUGGGGGUAAAGCCACACUCGAAUAUGAUCACCAGCAGUUCUCCCAGAUGAUGGCUCAAGACGAGCUUAAAGCUGCCCAGUUUUGGGGCCUUGAUGAGAACCACCACAUUGUUAAUGGGCCUUCUUCUGGCCCAGAAGUUGCUCCAGAGCCCAUUACUUCAACUAACUGACUUAACUGGUAUGCCUCAUGCCUCCCCUUUACACUCAUAUUUUGAAACUUAUAAAAUAAUCAACAUCUCAUAAGAGCAAAGGAGCUACCCAUACAUAAGUAUUAGUCUCUGCUAACCAACCAUGAGACUGAAUGAGCCUUUUGUACUUUUUAUGUUAACUUAUAAUUCAAUACAGCCCAAUAAUUUAUUAAAAAUAUUAUAUGGAGUGCAUCUUCUGUUGACUUCUCUUGUAUCUGCCCACUCUUUAGAAGAAAAGAAACUCAUAAUAAUUUGUUUA
This is a messenger RNA of Benincasa hispida (wax gourd), 1758 nucleotides long. RefSeq lists its product as uncharacterized. Gene Ontology annotation, molecular function: phosphatidylinositol transfer activity. Lineage: Eukaryota; Viridiplantae; Streptophyta; Magnoliopsida; Cucurbitales; Cucurbitaceae. The record is from RefSeq and is a predicted model, not a curated record.